CUCGUCGGUCCUCUUUGGCCUCUUUCCUCGGGGAUCCAGAUUUAACUCCCCCUCCCCUCUCGCCUUCCCUCUGGGUGCCACACCCCCGCGGGGGACAGGCUUGGGUCGGAGUCUCCGCGGACCCAGGCCUCAGUUGACCACUGGCCCUCGACUUCCCUCACUGCCUGGUCUGGCCCUGUCCAUUUCCUGCACCCGUUACCCACCAGUCUGGGCCUCUCUAAGCGCCCAAUCUCUGGGCCCGGGAGAGUGGGGAGGAGGAGGACAGCAAGCUCCCAGGAACAGUCUGCUGACCUCCAAGCCUUCACCUCCCGAGAACUCAACUGUCCGCACUGAAGAGGGUCCUGCAGAGCCUGCGGCAGGACAGCAUUCAGCUGGGGGCCGCCCCGACGCGCCCUGCCCACCCAGCCCAGACUCCUCCCCGCUGACAUCAGAGAGCGGCGCAGAGCCUGGAGUCCCGAGCAGGAGGAGGCGGAGGAGGAGGCGGCGGCGGCGGCAGUCCCCCCAGCAGCUCGGCCUCGCUCAGCCCUGCGAGGGCACUGCAGGAGCCCUGGCUGUGGCCAGGGAGCAGUGGGCCAUGCUGGGGGCCGUGGAAGGCCCCAGCUGGAAGCAGGCAGAGGACAUUAGGGACAUUUAUGACUUCCGAGAUGUUCUGGGCACGGGGGCCUUCUCAGAGGUUAUCCUGGCAGAAGAUAAGAGGACUCAGAAGCUUGUGGCCAUCAAAUGCAUUGCCAAGAAGGCCUUGGAGGGCAAAGAAGGCAGCAUGGAGAAUGAGAUCGCUGUCCUACACAAGAUCAAGCACCCCAACAUUGUAGCCCUGGAUGACAUCUAUGAGAGUGGCUGCCACCUCUACCUUAUCAUGCAGCUGGUGUCAGGUGGGGAGCUGUUCGACCGCAUUGUGGAAAAAGGCUUCUACACAGAGCGGGAUGCCAGCCGCCUCAUCUUCCAGGUGCUGGACGCUGUCAAGUACCUGCAUGACCUGGGCAUCGUACACAGGGAUCUCAAGCCAGAGAAUCUGCUUUACUACAGCCUGGAUGAAGACUCAAAGAUCAUGAUUUCUGACUUUGGCCUCUCUAAGAUGGAAGAUCCAAGCAGUGUGCUCUCCACAGCCUGUGGGACCCCAGGUUACGUGGCCCCUGAGGUCCUGGCUCAGAAACCCUACAGCAAGGCUGUGGACUGCUGGUCCAUUGGGGUCAUUGCCUACAUCCUGCUCUGCGGUUACCCCCCCUUCUAUGACGAGAAUGAUGCCAAACUCUUUGAACAGAUUUUGAAGGCCGAGUACGAGUUUGACUCUCCUUACUGGGACGACAUCUCUGACUCUGCCAAAGAUUUCAUCCGGCACUUGAUGGAGAAGGAUCCAGAGAAGAGGUUCACCUGUGAGCAGGCCUUGCAGCACCCAUGGAUAGCAGGAGAUACGGCUCUCGAUAAGAACAUCCACCAGUCCGUGAGUGAACAAAUCAAGAAGAACUUUGCCAAGAGCAAGUGGAAGCAAGCCUUCAAUGCCACAGCUGUGGUGCGGCACAUGCGGAAGCUGCAGCUGGGCACCAGCCAGGAGGGGCAGGGGCAGCCAGUGAGCCCCGGGGAGCUGCUGACGCCCACAGCUGGGGGGCCGGUGGCUGGCUACUGCUGUCGAGACUGCUGUGUGGAGCCAGGCCCAGAGCUGUUGCCCACGCUACCACCCCAGCUCUAGGCCCUGGUCUAGUGUCAGGGUUUCCUUCCUGGGGGAGGCUUGGGGGCAGCUUGCUCCCUUCCCAUCCCUCCUUGAACUGGGGAGCUACCCUGGCCCAUACCCACCCACCCCCAACUCCUCACCGCAUUUUCCAUACAAAUGUUUCUAUUUUAUUGUCCCUUCUUGUAAUAAAGAGAAGAUAAAACCACA
Heterocephalus glaber (naked mole-rat) is the source of this 1876-nucleotide messenger RNA. RefSeq names its product calcium/calmodulin dependent protein kinase I (gene Camk1). Gene Ontology annotation, molecular function: ATP binding; protein kinase activity. Gene Ontology annotation, biological process: protein phosphorylation. The record is from RefSeq and is a predicted model, not a curated record. Lineage: Eukaryota; Metazoa; Chordata; Mammalia; Rodentia; Bathyergidae.